Molecule: messenger RNA, 657 nt
Organism: Penicillium canariense
Lineage: Eukaryota; Fungi; Ascomycota; Eurotiomycetes; Eurotiales; Aspergillaceae
Exons: 2
Coding region: 1-657 (218 amino acids)
Source: RefSeq, a predicted model, not a curated record
AUGGAAGAUUUGAUCUCCCCUGCCCACGCCGUCCACACCGUUUUCCGUCCCCUCUUCUUCGCCACCCCUCGACCAGGACUCACCACGCACCAUGCACCACUCACUACGGAGUACUCUCGACGAACCAAGUUUUCCCGCUUGUGUGAUCUAAUGCAUGGCCAGAGCGGGUCAGCGCGGCCAAGGACAGUUGUUCCUUCCCUCUUUAUUCUGCCGGGACGCGCAACGCCUGCGCCGGAACGGACUGCCACAUUGGCCGAGACGCGCCCACCGCCGGCCCCUGGGCGGUCCAAGCUACGGGUUGAUUCCAGGGCUACCCGCUAUCCUGGUUGGCCCUCGCUGGCAGGCAGGAGGCAGGCAGGCAGGCAGAUCAGGCUCGGUGGCCAGCUGCAGGCGAUCAUCCCCGUGCCUGUCGCGCUGGAUACCUGCCGCUGGUCGCCUCGGGUUCAGGCGCGAAAACCCGACUCACGAACACGCACGAACAUGCUUAUUAGCUCUCGGGCUUUUCCUCGCACUCCUGCGUUAGACCCCUCCGCCACCCCAGCCACAAAUUGGCACUCAAGCCUAACCGAUGCUCCUAGGCUGCUAGCUGCUAGCUGCUCUUGGGGGGGUCAGGGUGUCAUCGCCGUAACCCCAAACUACAAUACCGAGCGCACGUAA